CUUCCGUAGACUACAAGCUCUACUGAGUCGGGGAGGACGGUUGCUUGGUAUUAGUAAGCGGAAGGUAUGGCGGUGGCGCGCGUCGAUGCGGCUUUACCUGCCGGAGAAGGAUCAGUGGUCAAUUGGUCAGGGCAGGGACUACAGAAAUUAAGUGCAAACUUACCCUGUGAAGUUGAUAUUCAUACUUUGAUUCUGGAUAAAAAUCAGAUUAUUAAAUUGGAAAAUCUUGAGAAAUGCAGACGAUUAAUACAGUUAUCAGUGGCUAAUAAUCGGCUGGUACGGAUGAUGGGUGUUGCCAAACUUACCCAACUCCGGGUGUUAAAUUUGCCUCACAAUAGCAUUGGCUAUGUGGAAGGGCUAAAGGAGCUGGUACAUUUGGAAUGGCUGAAUUUGGCAGGAAAUAAUAUCAAGGCCAUGGAACAAAUCAAUAGCUGCACAGCUCUUCAGCACCUUGAUUUAUCAGAUAAUAAUAUACCCCAGAUAGGUGAUCUAUCUAAAUUAGUAUCACUGAAGACCCUGCUUUUACAUGGAAACAUCAUCACCUCUCUUAGAAUGGUACCUGCUUAUCUACCCAGAAGUCUUGCUAUACUUUCUUUGGCAGAAAAUGAAAUCCGGGACUUAAAUGAGAUAUCUUUUUUGGCAUCCUUAACUGAAUUGGAACAAUUGUCAAUCAUGAACAAUCCUUGUGUGAUGGCAACGCCUUCCAUUCCAGGGUUUGACUAUCGGCCGUACAUCGUCAGCUGGUGCUUAAACCUCAGAGUUCUGGAUGGAUAUGUGAUUUCUCAAAAGGAAAGCUUGAAAGCUGAAUGGCUCUAUAGUCAAGGUAAGGGGAGAGCAUAUCGCCCUGGACAGCAUGUCCAGCUUGUCCAGUAUCUGGCUACAGUCUGUCCUCUCACUUCUACACUGGGUCUUCAAACUGCAGAGGAUGCCAAACUGGAGAAGAUUCUGAGCAAGCAAAGGUUUCACCAGAGGCAGUUAAUGAACCAAAGCCAAAAUGAAGAGUUGUCUUCCCUUGUUCCUACUGAAACAAGGGCAUCCCUUGUAUCCGAGCAUUCAAGCCCUGUUCAAGAUUGCCAGAUAGUCCAGGAAAAUGAACCUGUCAUUCAAGUCAAUUCUUGGGUUGGGAUAAGCAGUAGUGAUGAUCAGUUAUAUGCUGUUAAGAAUAACUUUCCAGCCUCUGUGCACACUACAAGAUAUUCUCGCAAUGACCUGCACUUGGAAGAUAUUCAGACAGAUGAGGACAAGUUGAACUGCAGUCUUCUUUCUUCAGAGUCUACUUUUAUGCCAGUUGCAUCAGGACUCUCUCCAGUUUCACCUACAGUCGAGCUGAGGUUACAAGGUAUUAACUUGUGUCUAGAAGAUGAUGGCAUUGUAGAUGAAUCUCUGAAAGCGUUGCGAAACCAGGACAUGGAUAAGAAAGAGGAAAAGCCUUUCUGGGCUGCAAAUGAGAAUUCUGUUCAAAUGAUGAAAAAUGCAGUCACUACUGAGGUAGAUGAAAAAGAGAAACUGUUACCAUGUCCUGACCCAACAGUCAGCAGUGCUAUCUUGAAAGAUGACACCCAAAAUCUUGCAUCUUUUCCUGAGUCAAUUGGACACAAUGUCUUCUGUACACAGGUAGACAGUGAAGAAACUGUGUUUCAAACAGCUUCAGAGAAACUUCCCUGCAGGGCUUUAACCCAGAGAUCUGUUGCUCUGGGAAAAGAUAAAGUUGCCCUGCAGGAAUUGAAUGAAGCUGCCACCAAGCUUCAGGCCUGUUGGCGGGGCUUUUAUGCCAGGAACUACAACACUCAAGCCAAAGAUGUGCGUUAUGAAAUCCGUCUGCAUAGAAUGCAAGAACACAUCGUCUGCCUGACUGAUGAAAUAAGAAGGUUAAAAAAAGAAAGAGAUGAAGAACGGAUUAAAAAGCUUGUACAAGAAGAGGCUGUCAAAUUCCUCUGGAACCAGGUAAGAUCUUUACAAGCUUGGCAGCAGGCGGUGGAUCAGCGUCUCAGUUCUUGGCAUACUGAUAGUCCUAUAUCAAGUACUCUGGAACCAUCUAAACUUCCAUUGUUCACCCAAAGUCAGGAACCCUCUUCUAAUCAAAAUUCUGAUUGGUUCAUUGCUCCUGAUGAAACUCCUCAAGAGAAAUCCUUACCUGAAUUUCCAGACUCUGGUUUUCAUUCCUCCCUAACAGAACAAGUUCAUGGUUUGCAGGAUUCUUUGGAUUUUGAAAAAAGUUCUACAGAAGGCAGUGAAAGUUCCAUAAUGGGGAAUUCCAUUGACACAGUCAGAUAUGGCAAAGAGUCAGAUUUAGGGGAUGUUAGUGAAGAGCAUGAUGAAUGGAGUAAGGAAAACUCAAACAAUGAGCAGGAAAAUAGUCUGCUUGAACAAUAUUUAACUUCAGUUCAACAGCUAGAAGAUGCUGAUGAGAGGACAAAUUUCGAUGAAGGAACAGGAGAUAAACUUUGCAUAGCUCAUUCCCCUGAAAAGUUAGAUGCCUUGUCUGAUAAUGCCUCUGUAGAUGAUGCUCAUGGCCUCUCUCCUUUGCAAGCUGAAAUCAGCCAGACACCAGAGAACUGUGAAUUAAAUGCAGACGAUCAAGAGCAGCAGUCUGAAUGUGAUUCUACAUUUCAGGUGUUACAUGUUGGUAUUACUGUGUAGCGUAACUGGUUGCUUGGGAAGCAGGAGUCCCUUAAUUUUUCCUUAAUAAUUUUAGUUGCAUUUUGAAGGGGAAUAUUCCUCCCAAUUCUGUUACUGUUUAUAUAGAAUUUGUAUUCUUGUCUGAUAUUUUCUGUAUACCAGAUACAGAGCUGCAUCUUUAUUUUGAUUUUAUUACCUUUUGCUUAGCAGUAAUGCAUCAAAUAUUUAUACUGAAAGCUAGAUGCACUUUCUUUCUUAACAACCAGAUUGCAUAAACAGUGUUGCUGUUCUGAAGUAAUUUUCCUUCAGAAGUAAGCUAGAAUAUCUUAAAGAAGAUGGAAGAAUUACCUUAAAGAUAUAAGUACUUAGAUUUUGAUUCUUCUGUGAGGAAAUUAAUUUUGUAGUAAGGAAUACAAUUUGUUAAAUUGAAUAUAAGUGGCAAGUAAGGGAAGAGUGAACUAUUAAAAUUUGCCAGCUUCCUUGCAGUAAAAACAUGAUUUUUAAGCAUUUUUCCUCCCUUAGACUGAGGGAAAACCUUCUUAUAGCAAAAAUAGAGGGAAAGGUAAGAUUAUAGACUUUUUCAGUGGGAAUAAUUGAAUUGUCUCAUGGAAAACUUUAGUUACUAUCAUGUAUCAGCUCUAACCUAUGAAACAGUGUUCCAUCCAGAUUAAAAUCAAGUUUAUUUAAAGAGCCAACUCAAGAAUUUUUUCUUAGCUAUGAAGAGAGCAGAGACAGGCUCCAUUCACUUGGAGUAAUGACAUGACAAGCAUAUUUUUUCCCUUUCGUUUAGUAAUUUUUUACCCUACAAGUAAACAUUUAUGUGCCAGUAUGUGCCAGAAAUUAAUAGAUGUUCGUCUUUGUUUCUGCUGUAUAUUUGCUCGUGUAUUUUAGUAGAAGGUCAAUUGUCAUUUAUUUCACUUUUGACCUCUGCUUCAUAGUGAAGUACAUUUAAAAUAAUACUAGUGGCAGGCUAUGAGGGGCUUUUUAAAAACAGGACUAUUUUCUGUCUGAAUCUCUGAAAAAAGUGCCGCAUUUGAAAGACAGUAAUGGUGGUUAAGAAAAUAAACUUCACUUUAUUUGUUUAUAAGAAACAAAUGUGUUAUGUGUCUCUAACUUCAAGCAGAAAUGAUAAUAUUGUGUUUCAGUGUUAUAGAUGGGUACGUUUGCAAAUCAAGGAUAAUUUUUGCAAGCUUGGUGUUUUAAUCUUUGAGAAUAUUCUAAUGCCAUUGAAACACACAUAUCUGAUUUCCCUGUCUAUGGACAUAUUACUGUUUAAAACUAUGGCAAUACUUAAGUGUUUUCAAAAUUUAGGUGCUAAAUAUAUACUCAUUAUUUUGUUACAGUCACAAGCUUCUCCUCUUGAAGUUAUAUAAAAUAAAAACUUCUGAUCCUUCAAGAAUAAAGUCAGGGGUCACAUGUUAUACUCUAUUGUUCGUCAAAAACUAUUUCUCCAAUAUGGGUAGGAUGUAUUUUUCUUGGUUUAUAAAUUUUAUCACUCAGGUUGAAAAGGCAUGGAUUUCAUUUUCAGAAAUCCAGAAUCUCUUAGAGAGAAAUAUUUUCUGUUUCUUAUAAACAAAACAGCACUCUUACAUUCAAAAGGAUUUUCCCUAGUGAAGCACGUGUAACAUUGAAUGCAUGUUAAAUACAGACAGAAUUUUUUACUUUUUGAACAAUGCUAGUUAUCUUUUAUGAAUGAUUUUGAAUUUCUCCUUAAAUAUACCUUAUUUUUCUAUGUUACGGUUAAGUGCCUCAUUUGCUUCCCAUAGUUACACAAAGAAAGAAUAACUUGUACUGCACUACUACGGAAAUGUUACUAAUUGGUACAUUCAUUUCUCAUAAAAGCUCCAAGUGUCAUGAUUCAGUAUUACCUACCUAGGUGUCUGCUGAUAUCUCUUUCCUCUUUCUUUUUUGUUUUUGAAAGUGACAAAACACAACUAAGUUAUUAUUUAAAAAGAAUUUCAUUUAAAGUUGCUGUCUCUACUGUUGGUUUACAAUACUAUAUAAAUUUCAGAAUUGUAGCUUCUACCUUGAUAGCCACACCUACCACCAAAGUUCUAGUACCAUUCACCAGUAUCCAGUUGACUCUCUCUACCCAUUCCUCCCAGCUACCCCUCAUCCCCUUCCCCUCUUGUAAAACAUCAUUUUGUUGUCAGUCUAAGGGCUUGUUUUCUUUUUUGUUUUGUUUGUUCAUUUCUUUAGACAACUACAUUAUUUUGAACAUUAGCAUUUGUCACUAGAGUUCCCUUUUUGCUUUUGCUUUGUUUUUCUAGCCAAUGAAUAUUUAGCAUCUUUUACUUAAAAAUCAGAAUAUGAUAAUAACUAAUGUUCUGCUCUUCAUUCUGUAUAACUUUUAUUAGUGAUUUGAAGUGCAAAAAUACUAAACAGCCCCUACUUUAACUGUACAGAUUAUUUGAAUGUAGUUAGAAUGAAAAUAAUGUGAACCAGAAUAUAGGAAACUUGAAUAGACUUAAUAUAUUUCAAUAGGUUUACAAUGUAAUUUAAAAAUAAUUUAUGUCACUACGAUACUUGGUCUUAGCUCUGGACUAUUUAUUGGUCUGGUUAAAGAGGAAAUGAAUGGGUUUAAUAAAAGUUUGGGAAGUUGAGCUUUAACACAAUUUUUGUAACAGAAAGGUUCGGUUGAACUGUGCUACUUAAGUUCGUAUUAGUUUGCUUGAUUUAUGGAAAAUUUAGUAUAUUAAUUAUUCCUGCAGAUGCACAGAAUCAUAACAUGUGAGAAUUGAAAGGAAACUUAAAUUGUCUGUUCUAAUCUCUGUCUUAAAGAUGAAACUAAGUCUUACGUCCUAAGAAGUUAUAUGACUUAUCUGAUCUUAUUGCUAGUUACUGUAGUUAUUGUAUUUCAAUUUUUUUUACAUACUGUUUACUAAUCUUUACAUUUAGUGAGCCAGAAAGGAAGUUUCCAUAUUUUCCAUUCUCUUUCAAAGAGAAAAAAAUUCUAAGAGUUAGAAUUCUAUACCUUGAGGUAAAAUUGAUUGGAGAAAAUAAGUUAUUCAGAUCCCUGAAUGAAAUUUUCCAAGAAAUAUGAUUUGUUUUAAAGAGUAAGAGUAGAAAUAAAAAAAAUUUAAAAAAUAACUACAUCUUGGAGUUCAUUUGUUUAAUAACAAAGUAUAAGAUUGCUGAGGUGUAUAAAAAUUUCUAGUGAAAUGAUGAGUGUGAUUAAAUUCCAUCUUCAGUUUUAUAGAACAACAGAUGUUAAAGUUUUAACUCCAGAUGUGCAGAAAACUAAUUAUGACAGCUGAUACAUGCACAGUGGGUCUUGUAAGUUUAACUAUAAAAGGCCUCAUAAUAUGCAUGUUUUAGGAAAAUCUUCAUUUAUCUAGUCACAUGGUUGUGUAUAUGCAGAUAACUUUAUUUUUGAAUAAUCUGGGUACCACUCUUGAGUGUAGGAAAUGAAUUUUCCUUUCAUUUGUUUUAUUUGGAUUAUUUUAAAUGUACAAACACCAUAAUAGUGUCUUUCCUGUUAUCUAUUUAAAUCUAAUUCCAUUAUUUUCAUAAACAAUAUGGGCUUAAGACGCACUAUCUCCCUUGGUACUUUUUUGGUGCAAAUUCUUAGAAUUGGAUUUCUGAAAAUAAUAUAAAAUAUAAAACCUGAUCUUGGAGAACUAAGACAUGUAAAAAGAGAAAAUAUGAGUCUGGUCAGUUUCUCAUUCACAAAUGAAAAGAAAGAGACUUCAGUGUUUUAGAUAUAUAUAUAUAUAUGGAUAUUUAUUGUUUUAAUUUUUAUAUGUAUAACCCCCUCAUUCAUGAAGUAAAGCAGAAAGGAACAUUGGAAACAUUUUUAAUACUGCUUUCACUGAUCAAACCUAUCGUGCCAUGUUAGGUUUAAAAGUCAAGUAAACAAGUAGUCCUCACAACCUUUGCUAGAAAUAGAUAUAAUUGUCUUUUUAAAAUGAAGUGCUUUUAAUUUGUGAAUGAGUAUAAAUCAUACUGAAUUUUAAUUCCAUAAUUGAUUUUAGUAGAUAGCAGGAAUCACUCUAGUUGCUUUAAUUUACUAAUUA
Messenger RNA from Talpa occidentalis (Iberian mole), 6635 nucleotides. It is a transcript of the gene CEP97, whose product is annotated as centrosomal protein 97. Lineage: Eukaryota; Metazoa; Chordata; Mammalia; Eulipotyphla; Talpidae. Bases 67 to 2640 code for a protein of 857 amino acids. Gene Ontology annotation, molecular function: protein binding. The record is from RefSeq and is a predicted model, not a curated record. The transcript has 11 exons.